Chelonoidis abingdonii (Abingdon island giant tortoise) is the source of this 3040-nucleotide messenger RNA. It is a transcript of the gene CAPN2, whose product is annotated as calpain 2. Lineage: Eukaryota; Metazoa; Chordata; Testudines; Testudinidae. The record is from RefSeq and is a predicted model, not a curated record. Gene Ontology annotation, molecular function: calcium ion binding; calcium-dependent cysteine-type endopeptidase activity. Gene Ontology annotation, cellular component: cytoplasm. Gene Ontology annotation, biological process: proteolysis.
UCACCAGCUGUUCUGGCUCCCAAUACUGCUGGUGCUGUUUACUUCAGCUUUCCUACGUCUCUGCUAAGCAGCUGGAAGGUUUGCAUUUUUGUGUUACCCACAGGAGCGCAGACGGCAGCAAAACACCACCACCAGCAGCAGCAGGAGGACGCAAACAUGUCUGGGAUUGCAGCUAAAUUAGCUAAGGAGAGGGAAACGGCCAGGGGCUUAGGCUCCAACGCAAAGGCGUUUAAGUACCUCAAUCAGGACUUUGAGACGUUGAGGAACGAGUGCCUUCAGGCUGGGAAACUCUUCCAGGAUCCAUCCUUCCCUGCGAUUGCCUCUUCUCUGGGGUACAAAGAACUGGGACCAAACUCAUACAAAACUCAGGGCAUCACGUGGAAGAGACCGACGGAACUGUGUUCUAAUCCCCAGUUUAUUGUUGGAGGUGCCACCCGCACAGAUAUCUGCCAAGGAGCCUUGGGUGACUGCUGGCUGCUGGCAGCCAUUGCGUCUCUCACCCUGAAUGAAGAGAUUCUGGCCAGAGUUGUUCCCAAAGAUCAGAGCUUCCAGGACAAAUAUGCAGGAAUCUUCCACUUUCAGUUCUGGCAGUAUGGGGAGUGGGUGGAUGUUGUUGUUGACGACAAGCUCCCCACCAAAAAUGGAGAGCUGCUCUUCGUUCACUCAGCAGAAGGGAGUGAGUUUUGGAGCGCUCUGCUGGAGAAGGCCUAUGCCAAGAUAAAUGGGUCAUACGAGGCUCUCUCUGGAGGAUCCACCACUGAAGGCUUUGAGGAUUUCACUGGCGGAAUUGCAGAGUGGUAUGAGCUGCAAAAGGCACCACCCAACCUGUUCAAAAUCAUCCAGAAAGCUCUUCUAAAAGGCUCCCUCCUCGGAUGCUCUAUUGAUAUCACAAGCGCAGCUGAGACCGAGGCAGUCACUUCUCAGAAGCUGGUCAAAGGCCACGCAUACUCCGUUACAGGAGCCGAAGAGGUGAAUUGCCGAGGAAGCAUGCAAAAGCUGAUCAGAAUCCGAAAUCCCUGGGGGGAAGUGGAGUGGACUGGAAAAUGGAAUGAUAACUGCUCAAACUGGAACAGCGUCGCUCCUGAAGUGAGAGAGCGACUGACCAGGAAACAUGAAGAUGGAGAAUUUUGGAUGUCAUUCAGUGAUUUCCUGAGACAUUACUCCCGCCUUGAGAUCUGCAACCUGACUCCAGACACGCUGGCAAAUGAAAAAUACAAGAAGUGGAGCCUGACCAAGCUAGAUGGGAACUGGAGGCGUGGCUCCACUGCUGGGGGUUGCAGGAAUUACCCAAAUACUUUCUGGAUGAAUCCGCAGUAUUUGAUUAAGCUGGAGGAAGAAGAUGAGGAUCCCGAUGAUCCUGAGAAGGGCUGCACCUUCUUGGUUGGCCUGAUUCAGAAGCACCGCAGGAGGCAGCGGAAGAUGGGGGAGGAUAUGCACACCAUUGGCUUUGGGAUCUAUGAGCUGCCCUCGCAGUUUUCUGGCCAGACAAAUGUUCAUCUGAGCAAAAACUUCUUCCUGGUGAACAGAGCCAGAGAAAAAUCGAAUACCUUCAUCAACCUCCGAGAGGUACUAAACCGAUUCAAACUGCCUCCAGGAGAAUAUGUCAUUGUGCCAUCCACUUUUGAACCCAACAAGGAUGGGGAUUUCUGCCUCCGAGUCUUCUCUGAAAAGAAUGCAGAUUCACAGAUUGUAGAUGAUGAAAUUGAGGCCAAUAUCGAAGAGAAUGACAUCAGUGAAGAUAACAUUGAACCCGGUUUCAGAAAACUUUUUGCGCAGUUGGCUGGAGCGGAUGCAGAGAUCUCUGCUUUUGAAUUAUGUAAUAUCCUGAGAAAAAUCAUGGCUAAACGCCAAGAUAUUAAAUCAGAUGGCUUCAGUAUUGAGACGUGUAAAAUAAUGGUUGAUCUGUUAGAUUCGGAUGGAAGUGGUAAACUGGGCCUGAAAGAGUUCUACAUACUCUGGACAAAGAUACAGAAAUAUCAAAAAAUCUAUAGGGAAAUAGAUGUCGAUCGCUCUGGUACCAUGAACUCCUAUGAGAUGCGGAGAGCAUUAGAAGAAGCAGGGUUCAAGCUGACUUGCCAGCUGCACCAAGUCAUUGUGGCUCGUUUUGCAGAUGAGCAGCUCAUCAUUGACUUUGAUAAUUUUGUCAGGUGCUUGAUUCGGCUGGAAACUUUGUUCAAAAUAUUUAAGAAACUGGAUGUUGAGAAAAGUGGAACAGUGGAGAUGAACCUUAACACUUGGUUGUGUUUUACUAGUAUUUGAUGCAAUAGCAGACCUCAGCUGAAGACAUCUCAUGGAAUCAAGAUAAUGCAAAAAUGUUCAUACAACUUGCAAUAACACCCUAACCCUACUGUAUCCCAACAUCAACCUGCUCCUUAUGUUUAUAGAUGCAGAUGUUUAUACUAGUGUAGGAGAGAAUGGGCAGAAUAUUUUGAAGUACCUGAAAGACCAAAACUCCAGCAAUAUAAAAGCUUGCAGUCUCAUUAUCUAUAUAGACUGCAUAUAUAACUACUUUUAUAAGUCCAGUGUGAAAGCUCUAAUUUUGUAUAUAAUUCUUCAGUUUUAUUAUUGACAUCUUUGCUUAAUUGAUCUGUUUUAAUCAAAAAGAUAUUUAAAGUGCAGUUAAAUGUGACUUCUGAGGAAGAGCAAUUUUCACUGUAAAUUGGAAGGAAGUUUAAAGUGAAGUCUGUUGGCAUUUUUAAGCUGCUUGGGAGUAGUAGCCAUCUUAUUCAAAAAAGACAGAGAAGUGGGAAGUCUGAAUAGAGAAGGCAGAAGGGGUCCACUGCUGCCCUUCAGUUUUCUACCUAUUAGAAGUACUCUUCCUUUUGAAAUUAGAGCAAUAGUUCCUUUUAAAUAGGCAACACACUGAGUAAGCUUCCUAUUGCAAUCUUGCUACCUCUUAAAUGCAUUGGUAAUUCUGUUUCAUACAUGCAAACCAUAGCAUUCUUUGGGUUAUCUGUAUACUGAAGGACUGGAUUAUGUACACCUCUAUCUCUAUACAACGCUGUCCUUGGGAGCCAAAAAAAAAAUCUUACUGCAUUAC